Rangifer tarandus platyrhynchus (Svalbard reindeer) is the source of this 163-nucleotide messenger RNA. NCBI's taxonomy places the organism in Eukaryota, Metazoa, Chordata, Mammalia, Artiodactyla, Cervidae. The record is from the annotation of a GenBank genome assembly.
CCAGGAGGAAGCAGAACAACCUGCCCUUGGGGGGAUGAGCCCCCUGCAGGGGUGUUCCCAGGGCCUGUGGACACCAGACCAGGAAUCAAACUCGUGUCCCCUGCAUUGGCAGGCAGAUUCUUAACUACUGGAGCACCAGCUGUUGCUGUUCAGUCGCUCAGUC